AUGGAGGAAAAGGCAACAUCCAUAAUUAUUUUUCUCAGCUUUUUGAUCCUAGCUUACAACUGAGUACUGAAGCUCAAAUUUUGCAUAUUGAAUUGAAUUCUCUAUGGAUCUCUAGUCGGUCUUUUCUUAUUUUGAAGUCUAGGCAUAUUUCUGAGAAGAAUAGACACAAAAUUCAAUAUCCUUGCUAACCAUGGCACAUAUUCUCAAGGACUCUGCAGCUAUAUUUCCUAUAAUAACAACAAAUUUUACCUUAUCUGUGGCAUUAUAGUUGGUAGCUAUAUUGGGUAUAAUUUAUCAAUCAUAUACUCUGCAUAUUUAGAACUAAAACCAUCAAUUGCCUUUUCCUACUUGGUUAAUUCUACUGGCUCAAUAAUAAUGACUUUAAUAAUGAUUGGAUUCGAAAAUUCAAAAAUUUUAAGACGGUUUUUACCAUUUUGUUACCCUGAGUCAUGCCCAUGAACUUAUUGUGAAUUUUUGAAAUCAUUAUAUAUUUCUAUAUCUCUUGGUGAAUAUGUAGGUCUUAUGGCGAUGAUUUAUUUAGGGUUUUUCGAAGUAAUGUAUUUAUUAGCAUAUGAAAUUGUGAUAGGCGUUGAGUGAUAUUUUAUAUUAGGAGGAGUUUGCUUAUGCUGCUGCUCUAUGACUUGUAUUGGAUAUUAUGAUGAAUUACAGAAAAGGAAAAAAAAGCAGGAAAAAGAAGGCGAAGUUGAGCUUGAUGAUAUAAGAACAGCUGUUUAA
Molecule: messenger RNA, 735 nt
Organism: Blepharisma stoltei
Lineage: Eukaryota; Ciliophora; Heterotrichea; Heterotrichida; Blepharismidae
Source: the annotation of a GenBank genome assembly